UGCUGAUGGGAAAUAGUUCUAAACAUUAAAAUCAAUAGGGGAAUCAAGGUUAAUUAUAAAUGAAACAAUCAAAUAAACCAGAAGAUGAAUUGAUUAAAUAUCUAGCUCAAAGUAUGUUAAAAUAUAAGUUUAGGUUGUUCAACAUUCCCAUCAUAAAUAGAGUAAAAUUCAGAGUUUAAAGCAUAAAGAAUAAAUUGUAUAAGAUGUUCAUAUAUUUUGUUUGAUGAUGGAUUGGGAAGAAUAAAUAAAUGUGAAGAAUGUGAAAUUCCUUAUGUAAUAAAGAAUGGAUUGAUGAGUGUUUUGAAUCAGAGCCAGGAUGUUCAAUGUUGUUCAUUUAGUUUUCCUCUAUAAUAUUUAGAUUCUGUUGUGUUGCGUGUGAAUCAGUAUUUGAGAUUAUGAAUAUUUAUAGGAGCUGUAUUAAUCAUAUUUCUUAUGGCCAAUUGAUGACUCAAAUAAUAUUACCAUUUUUUUAGAUUAGAGAAAGAGUAAUAACAUCAGGAGCAUGUUUCAAUAUUGAUUAGUUUGAAUUUAGAGUUGUUGGAUGUGGAUCAUAACUCUAAGGAAUUGUAGGUAGUAAUACUAAAAUUUAUUGUUAUGAAUCAUAUACUGAUAGAAUCUUGUAUAAAUUGAAAAUCUAUACAUAAAGAAAAAACUUUGAAGAUGAACUUUUUCAUUACUUUUUUUCUCAUCCAAAAGAUAAUCAACUCAUUUAGGGUAAGAAAUUAAAAUUAUAAUAUAGAUUCAUAUAUAAAAAUAAAUAACUAAGAAUAUUUUGUAUUGUAAUGCACAGAAUAAUCAGGUAGAUUACAUGCUUAUACUAAAAUUGAAUAUAUAUCAAAGGUACCUAGAUUAACUUAGGUUUAAUUCAUUAUUUUGAAGUAACCAAUAGAAUUCUCUCGUGUUAAUAACAACAAAGCAAUUUAGUAAGUACUAAAAUAUGUAAUUGAACCAUAUUUUGGAGGAUUGACUCGAUAUUUGGAAAAAGGAUAGAUUUUAAGAAUAGGUGAUUUCAUAUUUGAAAUCUGUUUAGAUGAAGAAUUUGGAUUUGUUAUUCCCAAUUAGACACAUAUUUAAAUAACAGAUUAGAUUGACUAAAGAAUGAAUCUGUAAUAACUCUAACCCAACUCAAAUUACAAUAUUAUAAGCAGAUCUAUUAAUAAUGAAAAUAAUAGUCGAUAGGAUCAAAUUGAAUCUCUGCACAGAUUAUUGAAUACUUUCAUAUAACUUAAUGAAAAUGGCACAAUUGAAGGUAAUAUAGGAUGUGAGGAUCAUGAAAUAUAAUAAUUGCCAGUAAGAAAGAUUAAUUUAGAAUAAAUUAAAUAAUUGGAUGAGGAUCAUAUGAAAUGUUUAAUAUGUCUCUGUGAGUAUGAAGAAGAUGAUUUAGUUAAAACUAUUCCUUGCUGUAUUAUAUAUCAAUAUAAAAUAGUACAUUAUUUUCAUGAUGAUUGUAUAGAGAAAUGGCUAAAGAAAAGUAGACAUUGUCCAAUAUGUAAAAAUGAAUUAGAAAUUUGA
This is a messenger RNA of Paramecium sonneborni, 1512 nucleotides long. The record is from the annotation of a GenBank genome assembly. NCBI's taxonomy places the organism in Eukaryota, Ciliophora, Oligohymenophorea, Peniculida, Parameciidae.